AUGGGAGAGUUCAAAUGUGAGCUGUGUGAGUUAUCAGCCCUGUACACACACUAUGGGCAGACGCUACCAAACUCAAUAUUCAUGAUGCUUUUGGAAAAAGUCUAUGUCAUGAAGGAUCCUAUCAUGCCUGACAAAGACAAGUUCCUCAUCUUUGGGUCUCAUUGCAGUUUGUGUAGCAGAGCAGUGUGUGUUGGUACAGACUGUAAUCUGUUCUACUCCAAAAGUUUCUGCCUCCCCUGUGUAAAGGAAAAUAUAAAUGGGUUUCCUUUGGAAAUAAAAGAAGACAUGGAUAAAAAGAAGCCCCAGCAGAAAUCCUGCAAAAAAACGGAUACAAAGCAUAAAUCUUGACAGCCCAAGAGCGACAGUUCUUUGGCUGGGGUUUCUCCUCUCUGCUUGGAGACUAUCAUGUUGCUCCUUUUAAAGAAGUGACCUUCAUCAGCUCAGUACUACUGGAGAGAGCAGCACAUUUCCUUGCCCUUGGCUUGGGUUCAGACAUCCCCGUGCAGCGCCGGCCGUGCCAGGGAGCGGCUCCGAGGUGCUGAGGAGCCAGAAAAGAAGGCAGACGAGCCUGCUGUCACCAUGUGAAGUGCUUGCAGUAAGAAACCAAACAGCACAGAGCAUAGGAACCACAUCCAGAUUUUCACAUUUGCUAUUUUAGUGCUUUGUGGUGUUGUUCUUGACACUCCUGCACUGUUAUGAAAUCCUGAACCAGAUUGAUCUGGCUUAAUUCAAUAUAUACCCAAGAAAGCCAGUGUACACCGAUUGUUAAUCUUGCAGUGCUGUCCUGGUAAGAUUACAUUAAGCAGGGAAUUUAAAGCUUUCUUUUUAAGUCUAAAAUAAAAGUGCUGUGAGAAAAUGUCAUAAAUAUAAUACCUAAAUUUUUCAAUAUGGUAAUAUUAAUGUUAUCACAGCAUUGAGACUUGAAAUUCUGAAGGUUGGUGCUUCUGCAAUCAAUAGAAGUAUUUACAAGUCCCUUGCUCUUGCAGUCACUUUUUACUUAACCUU
Messenger RNA from Oenanthe melanoleuca, 1005 nucleotides. RefSeq names its product cysteine rich DPF motif domain containing 1 (gene CDPF1). The transcript has 5 exons. NCBI's taxonomy places the organism in Eukaryota, Metazoa, Chordata, Aves, Passeriformes, Muscicapidae. The record is from RefSeq and is a predicted model, not a curated record. The coding region runs from base 1 to 348 and encodes 115 amino acids.